CUUGUUUGAAGAGAGGGGAGAGUGAGACCCCUGGCCGUCCACGCCAUCCGGCCGCAGGCUGCUUUCUUCCAUGUACAGUACAAGAUAGUGACUGCAUCCUGCUGUAUGAUGCUCGAUUACCAUGCACGUAUAUUAUGGCUAUGACGCUGUGAGGCUGUGACUUUCUACCCAAAGGGCCCUUCCCCAACCCAAGUUCCAUGAUGACAUGGGGAAGCUUCGGUCUAUCUUUUCAGGCCCCGUCACGGCCGAACUUUGACAUUGCUUCUACUCAUGCUAAGGAAUGUCUAUCUAUCUCGGCCCCGAGGCGUCCUCUUGUUGCCUUGGCGUCCUUCGCGCCAUUACAAAUCCGGCCAGAUCAAGGUGAGACCCUCACACGGCCACGACAUCGCUCUUCAGGCUGAGGCAUUGAAUAUCAUACAUAGCGUCUCAGAAUGCCGCUGCCUGAAUUGGCCUGAAUUAUAUAUCACGAUGUGAUGAUAUGGAAGUCAAACAUGGUCGGCGACGCAGAUGCAGCUCAGACGCAGAUUCCACCGAGCCAGAAUCAAAUCGCAACUUCGAAACAUGGUCUACAACGGGCCUAGUCUAGGUUGUAGGUCGUGUCGAACACGAAGAGUUAAAUGUGACCAAACCAAGCCUGCUUGUAACAACUGCACCAGACGGCGACAAGAGUGUCCAGGGUACGCCGACGUCUUCGACGGCGCUCACAGGUCACAGAAUGAAAUAGUCCUUAGGAAAGCAGGAAAAGGCAAGCGAGUGGUCCGGGAAUCGUCACGGAAGACGCGCUCCGACCCAAGUAGUCCCGAUACAGAUGAAUCGACCGAGCGGACCAAGUCAACGUCUAAUCCACCAACACUGACCGCCCUAACACUCAGAGCCAGAUCUCCCUCGAGCGUAGAUUCGUCGUCCGCGACUAGCAAUUCUUCACCUGCCGCUACUCAUACGUUCACCGGCAACCAGCUUCAGUGGAUACCCUACACAGUAAAAACUAGCCGAGAUGAUCGCGCAUCGCGUGAACAGACGCCUGGCUCAAACAGUUCACUUGAACCAGAAUCAAGAAUGACGACAAUAGCGAGUGCCUUUGAAGUUACGCCGUAUCUCAUCCCUGUCCACAUUCAACCGAAUGGUUGCGACGCAGCAGUCGGCUUCUUCUUUCGUCAUUAUGUUGGAAGAAAAACCGGCGCGCCCAGUCGACUGGGUUUCAAUCAAACAUGGCAGCCCUCAUAUCACAAUUCGAUGGAAGACUCUCCAUUGCGACUGGCCACUGCGGCUGUGAGUGUCAACAUUAGCAUGAUGUGGAGUUAUCAGGGUUGCGAUACUCAACUCCCUCGGAGCUUGUUCCUACAAGCCAUCGCCGCAACCCGUCAUGCCGUGGUCGAUCCCGUGGAAAGUCUGUCCGACGAACUUCUCAUGACCAUCCUCGUCUUCGACCUUUACGAUGAUCUUCUUCUGCAUUACGGAUCAGGUACAUAUAGCCACGGCACACACAAGCGCGGGGCUCUUGCCCUGGUCAACCACCGAGGCUCGGUGAACCAUCAGAGCCUCCAGGCCAGCUCUCUGCUCGACACAGUGCGCAAUUCUCUGCUGAAUCAUUAUCUGACUCGAAGGCUAUCCUUCUCGCCAGCCGAAGUCCAUAUCCUCGAACGCGCUGAAACCUCCUCUGCCCCAGCCGGAAGUCUUGACAUGGCAUCAUUGCCGCUAGUCCAAGUACAAGGCGAUCUCUGGACUUUUCGAGAGAAGAGAUACCGACGUACCACACUACAACGAAGAGCAUUUUACGAACAAACCAUCGCGAAGGCCGUGCAUGUUCUCGAAAUCUUUGAGAGUUGGAGCUCGCAUUCGGCCAGGUCAGGAUUACGAGAGCUCCAUGUUCCACGGCAAUCGGUGUUGCCAUCGAUCGUAUCCGCUGGCUUGUAUGGGGAUCACUGCUCCGUCUGGGACAAUCUCGUGUUGGGCAAUCUGUCGAACACGUAUGCAGUCCGCAACAUCUGCGCAUUACAGCUGAUCCGGCAGGCACUCGCCGACGAGCCUACAUUAUUACUAGAAUCCAAAUACCGGACGCUUCUCACCGAGACCGACAUCAAGAUCCAAGAUUUUGCCGACAAGGUGGUCAGCUCAGUGCCUUUUCAUCUAGGUGAUACAGUGGUUCUCACCAACCCGCUCGACUGCGACCGGAUCAACUAUCCAUUCAGUUUCAAGAGCGACCCCGAGACGGGAUUGAAUGUGAAACUGCCAAGUCUCAUGUCUGAUCACGCUUCAAUGGCCGCGGCGACAUCAGGCUGGUUUAUAUAUCCAAAGCUCGUGGCCCUCUACCGCUUGGCCGAGCCCGAGGACGACGCAGUUCCGUUCUUCUUGCGCGAAGGUCAGCUUGAUUGGAUUAAGGGCCAGAUCGUAAGACUUCAGAGGAUAUUCCUAUUCACGGACCCACCGUGGUUCAAGAGACAGCCUAAGGCGUCUCGAGGCAAAGGACGCGGGGUGACUUCUUAACACCCCUAGUCGCAGUUGUCUGGCAUCAAAUACCGUGUCUGGGAAUUGCAAGCGUUGGCGUGUGUGAUUCUCUGUGCGGAAUUAUCACAUCUGGGUAUAAUAUUGACCACAUAGCAUGACAAUACCCACCGAUCUAUCAAACUUUCCAUCUCACAUCUCACAGUGAUUGACUUUGUUUGACAGCCGUUGCGGCAGCGUCGAGAUGCAUCCUGGAGAUCAUCUUUUCUUGCUCUCUUUACUCAUGAACGCUGGACAACAGCCUCUCUCAGCAUACAUUGCAUCCACACCCGUCUCGCACCCAUGCUUUCCUCCUUUCCUGACCCUCAGUUACAGUUUUGAGCUCUACAAACCUUCAUGUCUGGUUCACUAUCAGUAAGCAUGGAAUUGAGUUGCAAUAAGCAUUUUUCAGAAGCCACAAUCAGAAGAGCGGACCCGCAACCGUUAACAUUUUGCAUGCCCCAAGGACCCCGAAGACUGUCACUGUCCGCAAAAAAUGUUGAU
Exophiala mesophila is the source of this 2985-nucleotide messenger RNA. RefSeq lists its product as uncharacterized. The transcript is spliced from 2 exons. Gene Ontology annotation, biological process: regulation of DNA-templated transcription. The record is from RefSeq and is a predicted model, not a curated record. Bases 508 to 2484 code for a protein of 658 amino acids. Gene Ontology annotation, molecular function: DNA-binding transcription factor activity, RNA polymerase II-specific; zinc ion binding. Lineage: Eukaryota; Fungi; Ascomycota; Eurotiomycetes; Chaetothyriales; Herpotrichiellaceae.